AUGAAUAAAGUUACUUAUUUAAAAAAGUUUAUAUCUAAUAACUUUUUUUUUAAGGAUAUAUUAUUAUCAGAUAUGAAGGUAAGAAUGCCUUAUAUAAAUGAAAAUUACAAAAGAAAUAUAAAGAAGGUUGAAUAUAUUCGUAGAAAUAUAAAUACAAUAAAAACAUACGAAAUAAAAAAUUAUUCUUUCUCUUUUUUUUUGAAUAAUAAAUUUUUAAUUGAUAAUGAAAAAUUAAGUGAAAUAACUUAUAAAAAAAAAAAAGAUAAAAUAUUAUGUUUUUGGAAUAGGAGUCCUGGUGCUAGAUAUCCUAAAAAGGCAAAUAACGGUUCACGCCCUGACUGUCGUUCUCUUAGGAAAAUUAGAAAAAGGUUAAAAACAGGAAAAUAG
This is a messenger RNA of Plasmodium relictum, 387 nucleotides long. RefSeq names its product conserved Plasmodium protein, unknown function. The transcript is spliced from 2 exons. Bases 1 to 387 code for a protein of 128 amino acids. Lineage: Eukaryota; Apicomplexa; Aconoidasida; Haemosporida; Plasmodiidae. The record is from RefSeq and is a predicted model, not a curated record.